Messenger RNA from Postia placenta MAD-698-R-SB12, 942 nucleotides. RefSeq lists its product as hypothetical. The record is from RefSeq and is a predicted model, not a curated record. Gene Ontology annotation, cellular component: mitochondrion. The transcript has 6 exons. Lineage: Eukaryota; Fungi; Basidiomycota; Agaricomycetes; Polyporales; Adustoporiaceae. Bases 1 to 942 code for a protein of 313 amino acids.
AUGCGAAUACACACAAACGUCCCCCACACAUACCGCGGCAUUCGUGCACGCCAUUUGUCGUCCGCAGGCCCCAUACUUCCAGUUCCUCUGCAAUAUGACAAGCUGGUUCCCUCCAACGGCAACGAGACCGACAGGCCGCUCGUCAUUAUGCAUGGUCUCUUUGGAAUGAAGAGGAACUGGCUCUCAUUAUCCAAAGCCUUCCUACGCGACCUGAACACGCCCAUAUAUUGCCUCGAUCUCCGCAAUCACGGAAAUUCUCCCCACGCACGACCCAUGACCUACUCAGCCAUGGCCGCAGAUGUGCUGCACUUCUGCCGCGAGCACUCCCUGACCAACGUGUCCCUCCUGGGCCACUCCAUGGGCGGAAAGGUCGCCAUGGCAUUUGCCUUGAGUCCGGAUUGUCCCCGCGACCUUCUCUCCCACCUCAUUGUUGCGGACAUGGCACCUUCAAAGGGUGCCCUCUCCCCUGAAUUCAACGGCUACGUAGAAGCUUUGCGCAAAAUUGAGGACGCGAAAGUCACGUCGCGCAAGGACGCGCAGCACAUCCUCACGCCGUACGAGCAGGACCCAAUGACCCGCGCGUUCCUGCUGACGAACCUCAAGCCGAGCGACCACCACCACCCCCACAAGCCCCUCGAGUUCCAAAUACCCCUGCAGAUCAUCGGCGACAGCAUCCCAGAAAUAGGCUCGUUUCCGUACGAGCCUGGCGAGCGCGUCUGGGGGGGGCCCACGCUCUUCAUCAAGGGAACACACAGCAAGUACAUCAACAAUCGGAACAUUCCCAUUGCUAAGCAAUUCUUCCCGCAUAUGGUUCUCGAGAAGCUGGAGGCUGGCCACUGGGGUAUGUCCGUCUUCUUCGCACCUGGCUCCGAACUGACACGUGCACCCAUAGUUCAUGCGGAGAAGUACGUGAACAACUGUAUAGCGGUAUGCAUUCGCUGA